This is a messenger RNA of Penicillium odoratum, 996 nucleotides long. Its product is annotated as NmrA/HSCARG family protein. The record is from RefSeq and is a predicted model, not a curated record. The transcript is spliced from 3 exons. Lineage: Eukaryota; Fungi; Ascomycota; Eurotiomycetes; Eurotiales; Aspergillaceae. The coding region runs from base 1 to 996 and encodes 331 amino acids.
AUGAGUCUUAUCACAGUUUUUGGGGCGACCGGUAAUCAAGGAAGCUCCGUUGUCCGGUCCCUCCUACAAAACCCCUCCUUCCGCGUCCGAGCCAUCACCCGCAAUCCCUCAUCUCCUACAAGCCAAGCACUAGCUGCUGCGGGGGCCGAAAUUGUUAAAGCUGAUGGCUUCAGAGUGGAAGAAAUUCGGGCUGCCUUCGAAGGGAGCUGGGGCGCCUUUAUUAACAUUAAUUCGGACGACAAGGUGUUUACAAACCCGAAUGGCCCAACCGAGUUCGAUCUGGGGAAGACGAUUGUCGAUGCGGCUGCUGAUGCCGGAGUGAAGCACUUUGUCUUCAGCUCAGGACCCCCAUGCACUGAAAUGACGGAAGGCAAGGUCCGCAUGAAAGCCAUGGAUAUGAAAUACCAGAUUGAGAGAUACGCCCAGAACCUUGAUCGCUUCGAGACUGUCAUCCCCAUCGGUGCCGCAUGGUUUUUUGAAAACUUCCUUGGCAAGGAGGCUGCCCCAGUCUUCGGCGGAUUUCCCCAUUUCCCUGAUGACGAGGGCAUUCGAACCUUUCGUGUUCCUUACUGGGGUGGCGAAGAGCGCGUACCUUUCUUAAGUGUUGUAGAGGACUGGGGAGAUGUUGUUCAGGGCAUAUUCUUGGAUCCCACUCGCUGGAAUGGACAUUUUGUCCACGGAAUCAGCACUAUCUGCAGCUUUGAUCAGCUGGUCCAGGACUUCCAGCAAGCUACGGGACAUCCGUCUCGAUUUAUUCCAGUUCUCCCUUCGUGGGAGGCGUUCGAGACUCAUGGUAUUCAUGAGCUCCAGGAUGUGAAACUUAUGUUUGGUUUCACUCAAAAUACUGGUGGCUUGUAUUUUGCUACCGCAAGCGAAACUGACACUGCGGCCGUGUUGAAGAAAUCCACAGCACAGGCAUUAGGUCGCCCAGAGGCCGAACACAAUCUAGCAACACUACUAGUCUGGUUCAAGCACCAUGCGAAGGACUUUGAAUAA